Theobroma cacao (cacao) is the source of this 821-nucleotide messenger RNA. RefSeq lists its product as uncharacterized. NCBI's taxonomy places the organism in Eukaryota, Viridiplantae, Streptophyta, Magnoliopsida, Malvales, Malvaceae. The record is from RefSeq and is a predicted model, not a curated record.
CCUUCCCGUUUCCCUUCACCAAACGAAUUCAACACCUCUCAUUUCCAAAACUCAGAAACUGAGUAGGGUUCCGGAAAACAAACGUUAAAAUCCACGAAUCCGAAAUGGGUAUUUGUAGUUCAUGCGAGUCAACUCAUGUCGCAACAGCCAAGCUGAUCCUCCAAGAUGGGAGGUUACAGGAGUUCCCUUACCCUGUUAAGGCUUCCUAUGUCUUACAAAGGAAUCCCAUGUGUUUUAUCUGCAACUCAGAUGAAAUGGACUUUGACGAUGUCGCAUCGGCUAUUCAGGAAGAUGAGGAGCUCCAACCUGGUCAACUUUACUUUGCUUUGCCAUUGAGUUGGCUUCAACAUCCUUUACAAGCUGAAGAAAUGGCCGCAUUGGCCGUCAAAGCUAGCUCUGCUUUAAUGAAAAGUGGGGGUGAAAAGUGUGGGUGCAGACGUAAAACUGUUACUCCUUUAGUGUUUCCAGAAGAGUCUCCUCGCCGGAAAGAUGCCGGCGGCAACGGUGCUGGGAACGGUGGUGAGAAGAGAGGGAGAGGAGGUAGAUGGAGGAGAAAGUUUGAGGCUAUGUUGAGUGCCAUUCCUGAAUAGUGGGGGGUUAAUUUGGGAAACGAGGUGUGGUAUAUUUGUAAAUAUGUAACCAUCUUGAGGACGUGUUAGUCAAAUUAUUGUUUGAAACGGGAGGUGGUUGACCCUCACCGUGGAUGCGAUUAGCUUUAAGCUCAGAAUUCUAGCCUUUUCCUUGCAUUCCCCAUUUGCCCAUGUGAGCGUCGUGUUACAAUUUUACCCCUAUUUGGGUCAAUACACAAUAUUCAAACAUUA